AAACAAUUUUGAUGUUUGCGUUACACCUAGUGUCCCGAAGGGGGUGUUUUGUCGGAUAUGUGCUUAGGAAUUACCACCUGCAAAACAGGAUUAGUGACUACCUAAAAAAUGGCUACUUUUCAGAAAUUCUGCCAAAUAAGAGUGAAAAAUACUUGUUAAACCUUGAAACAACAGGAAACUUCUCUGUUUAUGCUGGAUUCGACCCCACAUGUGACAGCCUACAGUUGGGAAACCUUGUGGCUGUUUGUGGUUUGCUUCGUUGUCAUUUAUCUGGCAAAGACAUAGUUGCAGUUGUUGGUGGAUCUACUAGUAUCUUGGGUGAUCCUAGUGGCAGAACUAAAAAACGUGAAUACCAAUCCUUGGAACAGUAUUCUUCCAAUUCCAGUCUUAUAGAGCACAGUCUGAAUCAGAUAAUCCAUAAUUACUGGACACAAAUUGUCCCAGCUUUAUCGAUUUCUGGAAAGCUAGGUUCAGUUAAUGUCGUUAACAAUUCCGAAUGGCUGACUCACAAAAAAGUGAUGGACGUUUCGUGUGAAGUUUUGCCGCACUUCAAGUUGUCUGAAUUGUUGGAAAAAGAAAGCGUUAAAAUAAGAAUGGAAAGUGGAAAUACUAUGGAUCUUGGGGAAUUUUUUUAUCCAAUCGUACAAGCAAUAGACUUCCUAUACUUACAUGAAAAGUUUAAUUGUUACGUGCAGGUUGGUGGGCACGAUCAGAUCGGCAACAUAACUUGUGGAUUAAACCUGAUCUAUCGCAAACUUGGUCGGCGUGCUUUUGGUUUAACUGUUCCUCUGCUGACUACCCCAACUGGUCAGAAAUUGGGAAAAUCUGUUUCCGACUCAGAGUGUGGAAUGGAUACUAUAUGGUUAAUGAGUAAAAAAUUAAAACCUUACAAUUUCUACCAAAAGAUUUUAAAUUUGCCUGAUAGUAUUAUAUCAGAUAAACUGGUUCGUCAGUUGACCUUUUUUGGACCUGAGGAAAUAGGUCAAUUGUUGACUGACCAUAAAAAGCAUCCUAAUCGUCGUAUAGUUCAAAAGGCUCUGGCAAAAGAACUCACUUUACUAGUUCAUGGAGCCUAUGCUUUACAAGCGUCAGAACUUGCAACUCGAAUAUUUUUUCCUAUGAGUUCUGUAAAUUGCCCGAAUGAUAGCCUGCCAGUCGAUAAAACCAGUCUGGAAAUAAUUCAAAAUGAACUGAGUAGUUCAGAACGUAACUACCUCAUUUCCUGCUUGAAUCCAUCUUCACAAUUUCUGCCAGUUAUUUAUCCCAAAGAUUUCACAGAUUCUUUGAAAAAAUCUGGAAAUAAUUAUAGUCAACUUUUAGAAAGUGUUUUAGACCUAAUUAUGCUGACCUCAAACUUUAAAGAUCGAUCUGAAGCUUUACAAACAUGUUUCAUGAGAGGUGUUGUACUAAAUAAUGUUAACCUUUUAAAGAAGGGCAAUAAAUGUGAAAUGUCACUCGAAAAUAUACAAGCAGCAUUUAGCAGAUUUGAUCAAACCACCGGUUUAGGUAUCCUACGACUAGGUAAAAAUGAACAUUGGUUUGUCGCAACUAAAUCAAAUUUUACUCAAUAGACUCUUUCUAAAAUGUAUAGUUGUAAUGUAACAUGUGUGUACUGUAAAUGUGUACAAAAAAUGUUUAUUGUUAUUUCCAAGAAGUUAUAAGUUUCGUUUACCUCUGCUUAUGAUGAUUACAAUUUCUUAAAAAUGAACUUAGUGUGCUUAGUGAAUUAAUUUUAUCAAGAAAGAUUCGAGAAAUUCCGUACUUCGUUGAGUAUUUCCU
Schistosoma margrebowiei is the source of this 1779-nucleotide messenger RNA. The record is from the annotation of a GenBank genome assembly. NCBI's taxonomy places the organism in Eukaryota, Metazoa, Platyhelminthes, Trematoda, Strigeidida, Schistosomatidae.